AUGGUGCGCGACCAUAUGGAAAGGCGGCGCUGCCAUGUUUGCUGGGAGCGUGGACACAUCUCGAUGGACUGUCCGGUCCGUCAAGGUCUACUCCAUCUGGCGAAUAUGGCCGCUGAGCUGAAUGAUCGGAUACGCCGACCUGUGCCGAUUCGAAUGUAUCGAGUGAAUACCCAUCGCCGUCAGUAUCGCCCUCGCCGCAGGCAUGGCCGAGGGCAGAACAGUGAAAGGAACCAUACAGGACGACACGAACUACCCCCUCGCCCAGCACAUGUUAACUCGGAGCUCAACUACGAAGAUCGUGGCCCUUAUCAUCGCGAUGUCCAUAACAGUCGUCCUGCUCGUCCACCGGCAGAUAAUAAGGAGAACGUUCGCCCAGCCCCUCCCGCUAACCCAGCUCACUUGCAUACAAGCGUGGCCUAUGACAGACAUGAUCUCAAUAUGAGGCUCGAUUCUUCCAUUGCUGCUCCGGGAUCAUCUGCACUUGCUACUGACACUAAACUGGAGUCAGAGUCAGGUAAUCCGAUCGAACAUUCAGAGAACCCUACCUCCGAUUAUCUUCAGACGAGCGGAGCUGAGGACGUCCAAGCCACAUGCAGUGAUACCCUUGCUACUUCAAGUGAGAGCGACACCCCUGAGAAUCUCCCAAGCUUGUCAUUCAACGUCCCCGGGGAUAUUGUGAUGACUGGGGAGUCACAAGCUGUGAUGGACGACUACUGCAGUGAGCUGUUUACGAUUGUAUGA
Molecule: messenger RNA, 741 nt
Organism: Aspergillus pseudotamarii
Lineage: Eukaryota; Fungi; Ascomycota; Eurotiomycetes; Eurotiales; Aspergillaceae
Exons: 9
Coding region: 1-741 (246 amino acids)
Molecular function (GO): nucleic acid binding; zinc ion binding
Source: RefSeq, a predicted model, not a curated record